Messenger RNA from Spirodela intermedia, 285 nucleotides. The record is from the annotation of a GenBank genome assembly. NCBI's taxonomy places the organism in Eukaryota, Viridiplantae, Streptophyta, Magnoliopsida, Alismatales, Araceae.
AUGGACGAGGAGGCCUCUGAAGGGCAGCGGGGAGAUGGUGGCGGGCAGCCCCGGCGGUGCUCCCACUGCCUGUCGCAGAGGACUCCGCAGUGGCGAACAGGUCCGCUGGGACCGAAGACGCUCUGCAACGCCUGCGGCGUCCGCUUCAAGUCCGGGAGGUUGCUCCCGGAGUACAGACCGGCGAAGAGCCCCACCUUCGUGAGCUACAAGCACUCCAACUCCCACAAGAAGGUCCUCGAGAUGCGGAUGGCCACCCCCUCCCCACCCUCUCCCUCCUCCUGCUAA